Onthophagus taurus is the source of this 2166-nucleotide messenger RNA. Its product is annotated as pancreatic lipase-related protein 2. Gene Ontology annotation, molecular function: lipase activity. The record is from RefSeq and is a predicted model, not a curated record. Gene Ontology annotation, biological process: lipid catabolic process. NCBI's taxonomy places the organism in Eukaryota, Metazoa, Arthropoda, Insecta, Coleoptera, Scarabaeidae.
AUCUAGAAACUGAAAUCGGUUGUGCACAUUUAAUUACGAAACUCGUCCUUUGCCUGCAUUAAAGUGCAGAAAAAAGUUGUACGCAACUCAUCUCCCACCAUCACUAAGUUAAUGUGUGCUAUAUUGACUACUUGAGUCCAUACAACUAAAUAGUUAAGUGUUAAAGCUCUAAUAAAAGUAGUCCUCAAGUUAUAAUUUAUAACUUUUUCCUCAAAAACAUCAUUAUUAAAAAAAUAUUCGAUUUUUUCACUUAAAGUAUAAAUCGUUUUUUUACCAAGUUUCUUUUUUAAUGAUUUUGGUGAAUUACGUGAUUAUUAUCACCCAAUUUCUCCGCAUCGCUGGACGAAAAGAAAAAGUGAAAGUUUUGGCCGAGUUGCGAUGGACACAAACAACGUGGGAUUUUAAAUCCGCACAAGUUGUUUUGCACUCCACAAUCAAGUUGAAUAAAAAUUGAAAAUGUUUAAACAACGUUUAAUUAAAUUAAUAAUUUUAUUAAUUAUUUUUAUAAAUUGCUGUGGACACAGAGUAAGAGAUCGACCUGGUAUGCGGUUCCGACAAAGAUUAUCUGGCAUUGGAAGAAAUAGAACUCGCAAUAUCGGAAAAGUUUGUUACGAUUUUGUCGGUUGUUUCGAAUUGCCUCAUCCAAGGUCUCCUCUACAAAGAUCACCUCAAGAUCCGAACGUUUUAAACACUAAAUUUUAUCUCUUCAAUAAAAAAAUCCAAUUUUCACAACCGAACAUUUUGUAUUUAAAUGAUAAUCAAAAAUCGAUUUAUGACUCCAAAUUCGAUUAUAAAAAUCCAUUAAAAGUUUUAAUACACGGUUACAUGGGGAUAUGGAACAACUUAAAUAGUUUAAACGCAACUGAUGCUUAUUUAAAAUUGUAUGAUUGUAAUGUGAUUAUAAUGGACUGGUCGAAUGGCGCAAAAGGACCUCAAUACGCAACAGCAGCAGCUAAUACUGAAAUUGUUGGUCGACAAUUAGGAAUUUUAUUAAACGACUUAAUAACAAGUGGUUUAACGCCAAAAGCGAUACAUUUAAUUGGGUUUUCAUUGGGUGCUCACGUAGCCGGAUGCGCUUCCGAAUAUUUAAAAAAUAAAAAUAUCCUAAUCGGUCGUAUAACCGGAUUAGAUGCUGCUGGACCAUUGUUUAGGUUAAACAAUUUAAGGGAAAAAUCGAAAAAAUUAGAUCGAGAUGAUGCUAUAUUUGUAGAUGCUUUACACACUGAUUCGAGCCCAGUUUUUGUAGAUGGUUUUGGUUUAUGGGAGCCAAUAGGACAUGUGGAUUUCUUUGCUAAUGGUGGUCAAGACCAACCCGGGUGUACUGAUAGGCAUCCGUCAAUAGUUGUUACACAUUUUGAUAAAACUUUAACUUCCGACACGGCUUGUAGCCAUGCAAGAGCUUUCACAUUAUUCCUUGAAACUCUAAACUCAAAAUUGCAACAUUCUGACUGCAAAUUUAUUUCGUACGAUUGUCCCGGAGGUCUUCCAUCGUUUGAAAAAGGACAAUGUUUUCCCCGAUUACAAAAUCCCAACGAUCCAUUAGCCAUCGAUCCGAUUUAUAGAGACGAUUUGGGUGAAUUUGGCGAAAACGCCAAAGGAAAUGGAGUUAUGUACUUUGCAACGAGGGAUUCGUAUCCUUUUUGUGGGAGUCAAAUACAAAUUUAUGUCAAAUUAUCGCCGAAAACACCCCAAACGUUGGGAAAAUUAAUCGUUGAACUGAAUUAUGAUAACGAUCGGCCAAAUUUUGAAAUAAAUUGCGAAUUAACUGAUUUAGUAACGAGGAACAUCGUUUUAAACAAAAUUAGCGCUACUAAAUACAAGUCAUUAAACCCGGAUUUAAAAAAAAUGCAAGUUAAUUUAAAAUAUUUCCAUUUCGAAUUCGAAACGAUAAAUGAAACAUUAAAAUAUUCCAAUGAAAUUAUCGUUCAAGAUGUUGGAGUUUUAGAUAUGUUUGGAAAUAAAUGGCGAUAUUUUGGAAAUGAAGUAAAAAUUGAUAAACCUGAAGGAGAGGUUAUGUUGCUAAAAAAGGAUAAAUGAAAAUGCCCAAAGAUUAAAGAAAUAUUUUAUUUUUGCAUAAAGAAGGAGGAGAUUAAUUAAAUCCAAAGACGAAAAAUUUAUGACAUCCCAAAAGAAAAUUUUGAUAAAAAUAUAAAUUUUUAAUCCCAC